UAAGGAGACCAGGCCAUGGGAAACACUUGUUCCAAAUGUGGAGGACGUGAGGAGGGGGAAUCUGAAGAGAGGAGGGGGACAGGGGAGAACGAAACAACGGAAAAUGAAGAGAACCAAAGUGCAGCAGCUCCUCUUCUGACCUCCAACCACGCUCAGUCUGGGAGCAACAUCUUGGCUCCUGGAUUCAGCCACACAAUCAUCCAUGGCUCAGUUAACCUCAACACAACAGCUCCUGCACAGGCUCAGAGGACGGAAGAUGCUUCCCCACACUGCAGCGCCUCCAUUGAAAGUGUCAAACUGAAACUUAAAGCCAGUUUAAAGGAGAAGUUUCAAUUCCUGAAGAGCGAUACGUUCCUGUACGUGACGUCCCCGGAUGAUCAGACGCCACUGAACAGCAUCUACACACAGCUUUACAUCACCGAGGGCGAGAGUGAAGGGGUCAACACAGAACACGAGAUCAGGAGGAUCGAGUACACGUCCGUUAGCAAAACAAGAUCAGACAAACCCAUCAAGUGCAACGACAUCUUCAAACCCCGACCCGGACGAACAAAAGAGGUCAUGAUUGUGCUGAUGAAAGGCAUCGCAGGCAUCGGGAAAACCAUCUCAGUACAGAAGUUCAUCCUAGACUGGGCAGAGGGGGAGGCCAAUCAGGAUAUAGAUUUCAUCUUCGUCCUUCCGUUCCGAGAGCUGAAUUUGAUUCAAGACCACCUCAGUGUCUGGGGUCUUCUGAAGGAAUUCCACUCGGAGCUUAAUGAAAUUGAAGUAGUGGAGGUGUUUGAGAACCACACAGUGCUUUUGAUCUUCGACGGUCUGGAUGAAAGCAGACUGUCUCUGGAUUUCACGAACAACGAGAGAGUGUCUGAUGUCACAAAGAAAUGUCCAGUUCACAUUCUGGUGACUAACAUCAUAAGGAAGAAUCUACUCCAGUCUGCUCUCCUCUGGAUAACCUCUCGACCCUCAGCAAUUGUAGAGGGCCUUCGUAAAACCAUCCAACUCGACCUGCUGGAUGUUGAAGUUCAAGGCUUCGACGACGAACAGAAGGAUCAGUACUUCAGGAAGCGAUUCAGUGACAAUGAAGUCCUGGCCGACGCCAUCAUCUCACACGUCAAGGCGACGAGGAGUCUCCACAUCAUGUGUUACAUACCCGUCAUGUGUCGGAUCACGUCCGUAGUUCUGUUACAAAGACUGAGAGAAAACGAGUCUUCAAACAUCCCGACGAGUCUGACCGAGAUGUACGUAGACUUCCUAAUCAGUCAAACAGAGCUUGCACAGGAAAAGUACCAAGGGCAAAACUACAUGGACAGACAGGAUGUCUUGGAAUUCAGUAAAGACUUUAUUCUGAAACUGGCUAAACUAGCGUUCCAACAGCUUGAAAGAAAACAUGUAAUUUUCUAUAAGGAAGACAUUAAAGGAUGUGGCUUUGAUGUUGAUGACGCUGCAGUGAAAUGUGGACUGUGCACAGAAAUCCUGAAGGUAGAGUGUGGGCGGUAUAAGAAGAAGGUGUACUGCUUUGUGCACCUGAGCUUUCAGGAGUUCCUCGCUGCUCUCUAUGUGUUCUACUGCUGUGUCACCAAGAACAUCAGUGCGCUGGAGUCCUUCCUGGAGAACGUGUCUGCAGAGCUGCCCCUGCAUCAGUUGCUGAAGAGAGUCGUGGAUAAAGCUCUACAGAGUAAGAAUGGACACCUGGACCUGUUCCUCCGCUUCCUUCUUGGCAUCUCACUGGAGUCCAACCAGACUCUCUUACAAGGCCUUCUGCCCCCAACAGAGAGCAGCUCAGAGACUGAUGAGGAGAUGAGGAAAUACCUCAGGAAGCCAGACGUAGAGAAUCUCUCAUCUAACAUGUACAUCAACCUCUUCCUCUGCUUGAUUGAGAUGAAAGACAGCUCAGUGCAUGAGGACAUUCACAAGUUCCUCUUCGCACAAGAUGAUGAUAGUUUGUCGCUGGACGGGUGCUCGGCACUGGCCAACGCUCUCCUGCUGUGUCAGGGCGGGGUGGAAGAGCUGGACCUGUGGCAGCAUGCCUGGCGCAAGAGAAUGAUCCCUGCUGUGAGGAAAAGCAGAAAGGCCAUACUGAAUGACAUGGAUCUCAGCCGAGAGGACUGUGUUUCACUGGCCUCCUCCCUCAAGUCACCGGACUCUCAUCUGAGAGAACUGGACCUCAGAGAAGAUAAACUGACUGGUGACGGUGACCUGAGUGAUGUCUUCGCUUCCCUGGGAGAUUGUCACUGUAAGCUGGAGAUAUUGAGACUGACUGACAUGAUUCUCAGACAUGAGGACUGUGCAUCACUGGCCUCCUCCCUCCAGUCACCAGACUGUCCUCUGAGAGAGCUGCACCUGGGAUAUAUUUUUCCCUCUGGUGGCGAUGAAGUACUGAUGGAUAUUGCUGCCAGCCUGAAAGCAUCUAAACUGUGUUUACUGAGGCUGAACAGCUGUCUCCUGACAGAAAACUAUUGUAGGGAGUUGGCUUCAGCUCUCAUCUCCAUCUCCCACUUGAGAGAGUUGGACCUGAGUCACAACAACCUGCAGGAUUCAGGAGUGAAGCUGCUCUCUGAUGGACUGAAGAGUCCACACUGUAGACUGAAGAUCCUGAGGCUGUCGUUCUGUGGAGUCACAGAGGAAGGCUGUGCUUCUCUGGCUUCAGCUCUCAUCUCAAACCGCUACCUGAGAGAGUUGGACCUGAGCUUCAAUCACAUAAGAGACAUAGGACCGAAGAAACUGAAAGAUUCAAACUCGAGACUGAAGAAACUCAAUGUGGACCACAAUGAGGAGAUCUGGGUAAAACCACAUCUUAUUAAGCAGUAUGACAAGUACCUCACAUUCGACCCAAACACAGCCUACAGAGGCCUCUCUCUGUCUGAGGACAACAGGAGGGUGGAGUUGGUGGAGGAGGACCAGCCGUAUCCCGAUAGCUCAGAGAGGUUUGAUGAGGAAGAGCAGGUGCUGUGUACAGAGGGUUUGAUUGGACGCCAUUACUGGGAGGUGGAGUGGAAAGGGGACUGGAUAUUGGUAGGAGUCACAUAUGGAAGCAUCCAGAGGAAAGGGAGCACUUCUGCCUGCAGCCUUGGAGAUAAUGACAAGUCCUGGUGUCUCCUGUGCUCUAAUGUUGGGCCAUACAUGUGGCACAAUCAUCAACGGACUUACCUCCCUGCUGCAUGGUUACCAGUACCCAGCAGAGUAGGAGUUUACCUGGACUGGCCGGCUGGACUCGUGUCCUUCUACAGGGUCUCCUCUGACACGAUGAGCCACCUGUACACGUUCAACACCACCUUCUCUGAGCCCCUCUACCCAGCGUUUUGGAUUGGGCUGCCAGGGUUGUCUGUGUCCCUGUGCCAAGUAGGGCAGCCGUAAACCUUAUUAAUAUGACCCUUUACCAGCCUGGUCACUCUCUCUCUCUCUGUCUCUCUCUGUCUCUCUCUGUCUCUCUCUCUCUCUCUCUCUCUCUCUCUCUCUCUCUGUCUCUCUCUCUCUCACACUCUCUCUCUCUCUCUCUCUCUCUCUCUCUAUUUCUCUCUGUUUCUCUCUGUCUGUCUGUCUCUCUCUCUCUCUCUCUCUCUCUCUCUCUCUCUCUCUCUCUCUCUCUCUCUCUCUCUCUCUCUCUCUCUCUGUCUCUCUGUCUCUCUCUCUCUCUCUCUCUCUGUCUCUCUCUCUCACACACACUCUCUCUCUCUCUCUCUCUCUCUGUUUCUCUCUCUCUCUCUGUCUCUCUGUCUCUCUCUCACACACACACACUCACUGUGAGCUGAUGACCUUUGAUCUCCUAAACCCUGUCCAAGAGCUCCCCCUGGUGGUCAUUUUGAGAUGUCAAAAGAUUGUUUUUACAUAUUUCCCAUAGUUUUUAUGCACAUGACAAUAAAAUACUGUUUUUUUCAAAUGAUUACACACAAAUUCCUUACUUUUCACACAAUUUCUGAAACCUGACACUCAAAAACCAGAACCACACCUCAAAUCUGCAAAACCAUACGCACAUUUUGGGCCUUAGACUCAGUUUUCAAUUUCAUAAAACACUUUUUGCAAAACACAACACACAAUUCUCCACGUAACACACUAAAUUCUAAUGGGAAGCAUCUUGAUUUCCUUUUUAAAACACAACCAAUAAAAAUGCCACACUAAUUCAUCAGUGCCUCACACUAACUCCUCACAUGUGCAAACACUCAUGGCUUUACUCAACACCAACCAAUCAUGGCUUUAGAAUAGGCCUAUAAAUAGCCUAAUUUGAGUUGAUUUACAGUGGUGGGUAUCAUUUGAACCUUUACUGUAGAAAAUAUAACAGGUAUGUAACAAUAUACUGUAAUACACAUGUUCUAAUGUACACAUAAUAGCUGUUUCAGUACAACACACGUUAUACUACACACAAACAUAUAUUUUAUCACCCAUGCAUCCGUUGACUGCAGUGCACUGCAUGAUUGGUCACAGUCUGGUGGAUUACUGUAUCAUACCAUGCAACAGUACAGUGACUGUAAGAAGACAUUCUGACAAUAUUGUACAAAAUAUUGAACUGUGUGCUACAGUUCAUGGCACACACAGACACACCAUUCCGUAAUCACCUUUUUCAAAAUUAGGUUUGGUUUCUGUCCUACUACACUCUUUCUUUUGUACUGUGUAAUACUGUAUUCACAACCACAAAUGCUUAUGGUAAAAAAGUUUGUUUUCAAUCUUGUUUUCGUGUUUACCAUGAAUUUUUCAUCAUCUCUGCCAUUUACAGUUUUUUCCAAUUGCUUAGGCACAACUUUGAAAACAGGGCUCACUUUGUCAAAACACAACACAUGAUUCACACAACUAGACACACAAGUAGCAGAACACCUCCAAUCUUUUGCAAAAUGAAACACUUUGUUCAAAACUAUACAAUCAUGUAUGGUCAUAUGGUGACCAUUUCUGUCACCAUAUGCCACACACAUGGUUAAUAAAAUUGGACUCUGUUUGAUCCAGUUACACACUGUAGUGCAAAAUUGAAAACACUUUUACACUAACUAUUAUUUUCUAAUGACAUAACCUGCUUGUCAGAGAUAUUGUUCCAGUAGAGUACAUACAAGUACAUGAAUAUGUUGACCAAACACAACACACAAGACUAGUACUGCACACUGCUGAAAAUAUUUACUGUAUUUCUCCACAUUGUCUACGUAAAGAUGUGUUUUUCGCAGAAAAUCAGAACAUAUUUCAAAUUGAAAACUGUAUAGUAGGCUACAUACUGUAAACACAGCAAAUACAUUUGUGGAGACAAAGUAUUCAGCAAAUGAAAUACAGUACAUUGUUUCAAUCAUGGACUGCUGUGAAUGUCUACAAAGUACUGAUGUAGUGCAUCUAGUAGGCUACAUGUUACUGUACUGUAGACAGUAGAGAAUAGUAGUUUUCAUCUGUGCUCAUGUCAAAAUGUCCAAAUUACUGUUGCAACAGUAUAUCUGCUGAGGUUGGGCUAAACUCUCUGUCCAGCCUCUCUCAAUGUUGCCCCAUGGUUCACAAUAUGGUCAACCAAUGUUCAAUGUUGUUCGAAUUUCAUUAGAUACUGUAAAUUUGGCCCUAUUCUUCCACAGCCUCAGGUCUACCUCUCCCUACCACUCUUCCUCCACGGGCUCCCCCUCUCAUCCUCACUCUCCCUCUUCCUGCAACAUUGCCUUCCAUUUUUGAUGAGAACAGGUGAGGACAGAUACACUGACCUGUUGCCCUGCUUACACCUGAUUGGUAUGUUGACAGUUUAGCACUUUAGUGCUUGUACACCUGACGCCCGUGUUUGAUCCAUUCGUUCACAUGUGUGGCAUUUUACAAGGCAGUGUCUAAAAAACGCAAUGAAGUGACAUAAUCUUAAAUUUAUGUGUCUAAUGUAGAAAAGUGUGUUUAGUGAUUUGCAAAACACUGUGUGUAGUAUUUUGCUAAUAGUGUGAGGAUGAGAAUGUGCUUAUAGUUGUGCAGGUCUGGGCUUCUGUUUUGCUCCUUGAGUGUCAGGUUUCACUAACUGUGUGUUAUUUAAAAUUAUUGUGUGUAAGCAAUCGGAAAUAACUGUACUUUCAAUCUUGUACAUAAAUGUACAAAGGAGCUCAUGAAAGAAGAGCUUUAGGUUUUGAAUAACUGUGUGUAUAUGAUAUAUCCAAAAAUGUAAUAUAAUGGCAAAAGUGUUUGCAACAUGAGACAAAUGUGUGCUUUUGAAACGUGUUUGUGAUACUUUGAAUGCAGUGCUUCAUUUUGCAAGAGAAGCGAGGCAUUUUGCAUUUUGUGUGUGCAGUUGAUGGAUUUGUGUUUUGAAUUUCAAGUUUUGAAAAAAAGAGGACAAGUAAAAAAAAUGUGUGUAAGCAUUUGAAAAAAACUGUAUUAGCAAUAAUAAUAACAGAUUUGAUUGAGUUAAGCAUAAGUUGAUAUUUUUUUACAGCGUUCUACCAAAGCAAUGUACUGUAAUAAUCUACAGUUGUACAUUCAAGGUAUCUAUAGCGAUGAAUCAAUGAAAAUAUUAAAAUGAUACAAUUAUAUGAAUAACUGUUUUUACUGAUUGCAAAGGCAUUUUCUUGAAACUAUGGGCUAUUUUUGCUAAACUCUACACACUGACUACAAAUCCUUACACCAAACCAUUAAAACGUUACACAGAAAAAAUAGAAAAAAAAUAAUGCAUUACUAUUAGAACAAUUUGUUUUGAAUCUUGGUGUAGCUACGGGAUGAAAAUGUCUCAACAUGAAUUUACGUGGCAGUAAACGAUGGUUCAGGAACUGAGUAAGGAGUUGUUUAAUUUUAUCUCAUUGUUUGACAUUUGAUUGUUUGUUCGUUCUUUCAUCGUUUUUUUAUGACUGUAUUUGUUUAUAUUGGUCGCACCUGUAUGCUAUUACGUAUUGUUUUUCCAUUUGUUCGUUUUUCAUUGAACUGUUAUGCUCUUUUGUUUUGCUAUGGCAGGGCUCCCAUUUCUGAGAGACUGACUCAGUGUUUCACCUGUGUGAGAGUGACACCCUGCUGGGAUAAAGGUGAAAGAAACUGCUCGAAUAAACACAGACACAG
Osmerus eperlanus (European smelt) is the source of this 6972-nucleotide messenger RNA. RefSeq names its product protein NLRC3-like. The coding region runs from base 16 to 3348 and encodes 1110 amino acids. The transcript has 9 exons. NCBI's taxonomy places the organism in Eukaryota, Metazoa, Chordata, Actinopteri, Osmeriformes, Osmeridae. Gene Ontology annotation, molecular function: protein binding. Gene Ontology annotation, biological process: intracellular signal transduction. The record is from RefSeq and is a predicted model, not a curated record.